AUGGACUCUGCCGCAGAUUCUCUCCUCGCUCUCUCCAACACUGCGGCUGCCAUUGCAGCCCAUGGCGAAACCCCCUCGGACGAUGAUCGUUCCAGCAGUCUCAGUGAGCUGGACGAAAACCUUGAAGAUGGUGAAGACGGAGACAUGGAACCAGCAGGAGCUGCUGACGGUGAUUCCGAGGCCGAGACUGAACGCCUCCAAGUCACUCCGGAGAAUCUUGCGAAACAGAAACCUUUCCAGAUAAGUCCCAGCAAACUGGCUCACAGAAAAGACGUCGAUAUGAGACCUGAAAUAGAGAGCAUCACCGAAAGUGCCGUGUCAUCCCCAAUCUCCUCUCAUGGCGAUUCGGAAAUUGACGCUGUGCUCAGUGAUGGUCCUGAAGCUGAUGAGGAGGUUGAAGGAGUGCAGCAAGUGGACAUUGGGAACUCCCCGAAUAAACGCAAGCGAGAAGAAAGUGAAUCAGAUGUCGGAGAGGCGCCCAGGUCACAAAGACGUCGCACAGGGUCCGUCGAGAGUGAGGAUGAAAAAUCCGAACCGGAGACCGAUGUCGAAGAUCGUCAUAGUCAACCUAGCCGAGAACCGACGAUGGAACCCGAGCCAGAAAUACCUGAACAUGAAGACGAAGAACCGGAAGAAUUAGAAGAAGAGCCGAAAGAAGCGGAAAAGGUUGACACGAGUGAAGACUCCAAGGACAAAACGAGGAGCCGCCCGCGGAGGAAAGCCAAGGGUGACGUCGCACAAGAACCUCAACCAGAGGACGACGAUGAGGCUGAGGCUGCCGAAGAUAGUGAUGCUGUUGACGAGAACGAUGUCGACGUAACAGCAAAGAGUGAGGAAGAGCAGGCAAAACGAAUGGCGGCCAUGGAGGCUUUAACCGCCUUGGAAAGGCAUUUUGCAACAUUAAGGGACCGCUUGUACGAUGAAAGAAUCGCAGGUAUCAACCAUGAGCUUGCAUUAUUAUCAGAAGCCAAGCCAUCUCACCCCGAGUUGUUGCGUCAGCUCGAAGCUGUCCAGAAGUACCGAGAUGAAAAGUUUGAAGUCGAGCAAAAGCUGCUGGUUUACAAAAUCGGCGCUCUCAAGAAUAAAGCCGUCGCUGAACGGAGUCAGAUACACAGUCAAUAUUUCCAGACCGUGAGAGAUCUUCGAGAACGACAUCUGGAGCGCAUCAGCGAACAUUUCUACCGAAUUCAACGGGACAGAUUCAAGGCCGACUCGUCGAUACCCAACUUUUCGAUACCGUUCGCCGAGCGACGAUCGCAGCAUAUUAUCCAGCAAACGGCUUACAAUAAGGAGGUCUCAAUUCUGUCCGGUAUUGCCAAAUAUGUUGGCUUUCCCGCUGCCCCGGAAUUGACUGCAUCAAAACAAAAGGAGGUUCAGGAUGAUGUGCAAAAGAUGGGGGCACGUAUCUAUCGAAAUUUGGCGGCACAAAGGCUAAUAAUUGAUCAGAUUCGACCCAUCAGAGCCACGCAGCGCUCAGUGCCCAAUUCCACCGGAGCCCAGAUAUCGGGACCACAGGCAGAAGAACAAUUUCUUGAGCAGACUCCCUGGGCAAACCCACAGCACCCAAUACAUCGAUUGAAUCGACAGAAUUCGAAUAGAUCACCCUUGAAUGAGUUCCUGACACCAGCCAAUCAACAACGCACUACCGAUGGGAUCCAGCCGACAGGUUCAGCGUCCACCAUUGUGGACCCCUCCGCACAAGGCUCUGCUAUGAACACCCCUCAUGAUGGACGAAGUAGUACGACAAAGCUCGAAGCUCAAACGGGAUCCAGUCUUAAUAACUAUCGCCUGCAUUCCACUUCUCCCCUCGACGCUCGCCGGGCUCCGUCGAAUGCCGGAUUUCAAAUCGCCACAGACAGUUCAGAAACACAAGCGAGAGAUCCAAAUCGAGCCCUCGGGUCCUCUCCGUUGACAUCACGAGCACAAAUGUCGGCGGGAUCACCACCUCGAACGAAUUCGACGCGAUCAGAGAAGGCAUCUAGGCUGGAUAAUGAUUCUCCUUUCAGGCAUGCCAGAGACUCCGCCAUUACUGCCGGGUCGGGAUUUUCUGGCACGGGCAGGUUCAGUAUCCGAUGA
Molecule: messenger RNA, 2076 nt
Organism: Rhinocladiella mackenziei CBS 650.93
Lineage: Eukaryota; Fungi; Ascomycota; Eurotiomycetes; Chaetothyriales; Herpotrichiellaceae
Exons: 1
Coding region: 1-2076 (691 amino acids)
Biological process (GO): negative regulation of transcription by RNA polymerase II
Cellular component (GO): Sin3-type complex
Molecular function (GO): histone deacetylase binding
Source: RefSeq, a predicted model, not a curated record